Molecule: messenger RNA, 3941 nt
Organism: Pseudoliparis swirei
Lineage: Eukaryota; Metazoa; Chordata; Actinopteri; Perciformes; Liparidae
Gene: bard1
Product: BRCA1 associated RING domain 1
Exons: 11
Coding region: 49-2442 (797 amino acids)
Molecular function (GO): protein binding
Source: RefSeq, a predicted model, not a curated record
CAUUCACAACCAAAGAUAUAACAGGAGAGCCAGAAUACUCUUCUAAUCAUGGACAGCGAGGUCCUCGCACAGACACAGGACUGGAAGAACACGAAGGAGGCGGUGAGGAAAUUUCGACAACUGCUACUUUGCUCCAAAUGCGCAAAUUUGAUGACGGAACCUGUGUGUCUAGGAAUGUGCGAGCAUAUGCUGUGCAGGUCCUGUGCUGGCCCCCAGGCAGGAGAUGGCUGUGUGGUGUGUCAGAGUCCUGCGUGGGUGAAGGACAUUCACAUCAACAGGCAGCUCAGCAGCAUCAUACAGCUCUUCUGUGGUUUGGAGUUCCUGCUCCAUCCCAUAGAACAACCAGAUUCUUUUCUAGCCAAGAAUGAAACGCCACCUCAGAGCCCUGUCUUUAAAAAAAAGAAGAACUUCAAGAUCUGGUUCAGCCCACGCAGCCGCAAGGUACGGUGCAUGGUGGAGAAACCUUCAGAGGUCCUUGUGCCGGAGAGCACGUCUUCUCGAGGAACAGCUGCAUCACAGCAAGACACCUGUACUGCUCCAUGCCAGGACCUGUCAGUUUUCAAUUUCAUCUCUUCCUCCUCCGAUUCUGCCUCAUCUUGUUCUCAAAGAUGCAAAAAUGAAAACGGAAAGAAGGGGUCAACUAAGAAAAAAGUUGCCAUCAGGAAAGUGUCGGGGCAACGAGCCACUCGGACCAUACGAAAACAGACCAAGCAAAAGACGACGACGCGUAGACUGGAUGCUAUAAACCAGCAAUGGGGGAUUCCUAAGGAGGCUGAUGCUUUACAAAUAAAGGAGCAGCACUUGGCUGAAGGGUCAAGGAUGUCCAGUAAAAGAGUGUCCUUCCAUAGCCCUGCUGUCAUGUCUGACGAGCCUCAGCCUAAAGUACCGCAGGGUACCAAUGAACUCAGCCCUGGCAGAAGCACUCUGGGGAAGCGUCUCUUAGAAGGCAGCGUCACUGAACUGAACGAGCAAACCCAGCUUGAUCAGAGAAUGUUCGACAGUGUUGGCCAGCAUGACAAACUGUCUGAAACUGACAGUCCUGAAAAACAGAAUGCUAUGUCUCCCCCAAAGCAUUCAUCAAAAAGAUCCAGAGAGGAGGAGAAGGCUGUCACAUUGGACACCACACCAAAAAGGCCCAGGGCUUCCACGGGCAGGCGGAGAAAAGCCCAGACGUCUCCAGCUGUCCUUAACCCUCUUUCUUUGGCGAGCCCCAGGUGUGAUAAGAGCAUCAAACACUCCAGACAAGAGCCAGGAGACAGCCCUUCUGUGCGAGCCUCUGUUGGUAGACAAUCUCCUUGUACUCCGGUUGCAUCUGUUGGACGACCCACUUCAGGGAGCCCUGCGGUCACGAAGCGGAACCACAAGGGAGAGACCCUGCUGCAUCUGGCUGCUAUAAAGGGAGAUGUAGAGGCUGUCAAGGAACUGCUGGACCAGGGGGCUGAACCUAACCUGAAGGAUAAUGCUGGGUGGACACCUCUGCAUGAAGCGUGUAACCUUGGCCACCUGGUGAUUGUGGAGGUAUUGGUCUCCAGGGGAGCCCUGUUGAAUACACCUGGCUACGAGAACGACUCUCCGCUCCACGAUGCUGUGAGGAACGGACAUCCAGCCGUUGUCAAACUGCUGCUGCAGUGUGGAGCCUCGGGGAACACACUUAAUCAGUAUGGAAAGCGGCCGGCUGACUACGCAGUGGGACUGGAGAUGCUGGAGAUUUUCCAGGAAGCCUCAGAAGGAACCCAAUAUGCUAAUCCUCCUCUUAGCCCCUCAACCAGUCUCUCUAUGGUGAGCGACUGCGUGAGGAGGGAUGAAAUGGUGUUUCUGGCCAGCAAGCUGUCGGCGCCAAAACAGGUUCAAGUGGCCACACUGGGAGAGCUUCUGGGAGGGAGACUGGCUGACACCUUUUCUGGAUUAGUGAGCCACGUCGUGGUGCCAGAAGGACGCAUUCCCGCCACCAACUCCACACUGCUUGGUCUUCUUUCUGGCUGCUGGGUGGUCAAGUUCAGCUGGGUGGAGGCAUGUCUGCAUGAAGGCGGGUGGGUGCCAGAAACUGAGCAUGAAGCGGGAGAAGGCCCCCGGCGCAGUCGCAUCAACAGAUGUAGCUUGCUCCCACCGCUCUUCGAUGGCUGUUUCUUCUUCUUCCUCGGCUCCUUCAAGAUGCCUUCCAAAGACGAGCUCACCAAGCUGCUCCGGGAAGGAGGAGGUCAACUCCUGAGCCGGCAGCCCAAGCCCGACAGCGAUGUAACACAAACCCUGAGUGCCGCUGCCUACCAUGCACUGCCCGGCUCUGACCAGGCCCUCUGCACCCAGUACAUCAUCUUUGCCCCCGAGGCCCUUCACAAGCCGGCCGUAACCAGGAGAGGUAAGGUGUGGUCAGCCCCCUCCACCUGGCUCAUCGACUGCAUCACAGCCUUCCGGCUCCUCCCUGUCUCGGGCUAUAUUAAAUAAUAAUUCUGCACUGAAAAAUCACUUGUCCGUAAGCCUUCUCAUCAUGUUUUUUUUCAUUUUGAUGUGCCACGAAUCAAACAUUAAAACAAUUAUGUUGCUCUUAAAAUCUGACUUUAAAGUGCUAAUCUACACUGAUUGUUGUUUUAAUAGUGCAGAAAAUUGAAAGUCAUGGAAAAUUGUUUUACAAUAAACUAUAACAGAUUAAAUGUAGUUCAUUUAAGAUUGAUGGAACAAUCUAUACAUAUUUUACAAGAAUACUUGAAUGUUUGUCACCUGUGCUCCGUUGUUCUGUGUGUUGAGAAAUGUUUUAAAUGUUAUUUUUAUCUUCAUUAUACACAGAUGUUCCAGAGAGUAUGGUCCUAUGGCUUCACAGGCACGGGACAAUCUCAAACAUGUGAAGGAACCCUGUUUUACUGCAUAGUUUAAACCAUUGUUUGCACUGGGAGUUCUUGGUCUGUCCCGGGUUUUCCGCCCAGUUGGACAUGAGUUCAGGAGGGAUCCUUACCAGAUCCCCGGACCACCUUAAUGGACUCCUUUGAACACAAAAGGGAAGUUACUUAUCUCUCCGCUGCAUCCCGAGUCCUCAAUAUAUUUCUAAAGGUGAGCCCGGCCUCACUCCGAAGGAAACUCAUUCCAGCCGCUUUAUCUGAUUCUUCCAGUCAUUAACCAGAGCGGUUGGCCGGAGAUGAAAGUUGGAAAGGGAUACUGGUAAAUUGCUCCCUCUUCACCACGACACGGCCCUUCACCAUCCCACCUCUCGAAUGAAACGUGUAUGCAAUUCUAUCUGGGCGUAACGCACUCGUCAUGUGGUUGUGUGAUUUCUAGAGUGGCAUUGCAUUCCAUAAUCUGGAUUAGUUUACCAGGAAAAGAUGAUUACCUAAUUAGGAAUGCCUCUCCCCGAAAACAAAUCGAUGGCGAGGACAUGGGAUAGAAUAGGAAAAACAAAGCAAUUAAUUGUUUCCUCACCAGUACUGGCACUUUUGGUGUCCACCUUUUUGUACACAAGGAAUGAGAGUGAGUGUGUCGGUUCCCCAACCUCACCGCUGGCCUGAAGCUGUGUGCGCUUUGAGAGUCCUUCUGCUGGCCAUCUCUCAAUAUGCCAUUUUCAGAGGGAUUAGUCAGGGAUGCACCUAAUUGCUAUCGAUUGCUAUGCGCUGCAUAGAACUGCCUCUCUUCUCUUGCCCACGGCGGGUGGUUGGAGAAGACAAUUAGUAGUGCGGUGGAGAUAAAUGCCCAGAUGGACUUGUAAUGGAAUAAGGGAAUUUACCUGUGAGUCGUGCCCUUGAACUCACUGAGCACUACAAAGCCAUUACAGAUUGCUAUUACUAUUAUUAUUACUUAUUUUCUCUCAACCACCCCGCGGAACAUAUUUUAUUACAUUUCUUAUUGUGAAAUGUUCUGUUUAUAGAAAUAUUACCUGGAGUUUUGCUUUAUUCUGGGUCAGCUGUAAAGUUUCAUAAAGUUUGUUUAACUGUUAAAAUAAAAGAGGCUAAAUUCAA